Messenger RNA from Paramacrobiotus metropolitanus, 4706 nucleotides. RefSeq lists its product as uncharacterized. Gene Ontology annotation, molecular function: metalloendopeptidase activity. Gene Ontology annotation, biological process: protein processing. The record is from RefSeq and is a predicted model, not a curated record. The transcript has 23 exons. Gene Ontology annotation, cellular component: plasma membrane. NCBI's taxonomy places the organism in Eukaryota, Metazoa, Tardigrada, Eutardigrada, Parachela, Macrobiotidae.
CAAGCAAGUAUUCUCCGUUAUGCAACCGCAAAACCAUAACUGCCGCGCAGAUUUAAAGCAGUAUAACUAGGAAACGGAACUCUGGAUAAUCUCUCCAUAGUUGUUUUUAUGGUCUAGUCCAUAACCAUAAUGAUCGUUCAAACUGAUCUGAGGGUACUUCUAUUCUUGACAAUAAACUGUUUACUAGUCCAGUUCGCGCCGGUAUCAUCAAAUGUUUGCCAAACGGAUAUUUGUCUGGCGAAAGCCACGGAUAUAAAGAGCAGCCUGAACGAAUCACUGAAUCCUUGCGAUGAUUUUUACGCAUACACCUGCGGAAAUUACACCGCAACGCGUUCUCCACCAGCAUUCUACUUCCUUGAAGCUAUUUCAGCAACAGUCGCAAAAACUAAACAGGAUUUGUUACGAUCAACGGCACCCACGAACUGCACCGCGGAAAUAACGGCGAGGAAACUGUUUGCGCAAUGUGUUGACGAUAAAUUAACGGAAGAACUCGGCACCAAACCGCUGCUGAAUACGCUGGAUAAUUUAGUUGGCGGUUGGCCGAUGAUAAUGUCCAACUGGACGACAAACGCCACCCUGAAAUCAAUCUUCGUCUCCGCAUAUUAUUCGCAGUUACCGAUGCUGGUGAAGAUCUCCGUAGAGUUGAGUAUGCUAAACACUUCGCAGUACUGGAUUGAGCUGGAUGAGCCGACGGAAUUCUAUUCUCGCGAUGUACUGGAGAGUGAACGCGGUGAGAAACUCACGCAAGAGUAUAUCGAAUGGGUGACACAAAUGGCGACCAUGCUGGUCAACAGCACCAAUUCGCCGGUCAACACUAGCGCUGUUCAGUUUACGAAAGAUAUAACGAGUAUUGUGGAUUUUGGACGAACCAUAAUUAUGGCAAAAAAGACAGCUGUAGAGGAUCAGGAUAUGAAGGAUAAGACAGCAGUGACGACUUUAGGGGCGUUACAAAGAAACCGGAAAUUCCAGUCGGUCUUAUUAUCAAAUUUAACGGAUUUAAUACGAACAAUUUUCGAGCGCGCCAACAAAUCACACUUGAUCACGGACGAUACGCCGGUGGUGGACAUGAGUCCAAAUUAUUUGAUGAAAGUCGACGAAAGACUGCGGGAACUGGAGAAUGCUGGUAUCGAGGGCAAACGGCGAUUAGCGAACUACAUCGGUUGGAAAGUGAUCGUCGGCAGUCGCAACUGGCUGCCAAAAGAGUACCGCGGCAAGUCCAAGUUUACUAGCGCGGAUAUGAAUGCCAAGUGUGCACAGUAUGUGACUGAAGUGAUGCCAUUGUUGGUCGAUGAAAUAUACGCCGAACGCGUAAAUGCUUCCAACGUUAUCGCGAAGGCAACACCGUUUGCCAAAAAUAUACAAAGUAGUUUAUCGGAUCUGAUAACGGAAUCGACGUGGCUGGACAACGUCACACGACAGUACGCUCUGGAGAAAUUACAAAACAUCCAGAUUGUCAUCGGCUAUACAUCCACGCCGGAAACUAAAAAGAAAAUCGACAGCCUGUACCAGAAUAUCACCGUGCGUUCCAAUUUCUAUGAAACUGUUCAGUCAAUCAAAGAAUUCGAAAGUCUCCAGAACCUAGCCAAGCUGGAUACAGUUUUCCAGCGGAACGACACCGUGUGGGAUACUACACGAGUCAACGCGUUUUAUGAAACAGUAACAAGCACGAUGGUGAUUCCAUUGGCAAUCUUGCAAAAGCCAAUCUUUCAUCCCGAUUUUCCCGAUGCCAUCAACUAUGGAGACACCGGCUUCACGGUGGGCCACGAAUUUACACACGCCUUCGACACCCGAGGUGCUCAAUUCGGUAAGCUGGGUGGAAUAGUGUCCUGGUGGACGAACGAGACAUGGUCCAUGUAUAAAACCCGCGCGCAAUCGCUGGUCGACCAGUACAAUCGGUAUUCGUUGGAUGUUGGAUCGGUUAACGGUCAGCUGACUCUUAUCGAAAACAUUGCUGAUAAUGGCGGCUUGAAAGUCGCUUUCAAGGCAUUUCGCAAGCUGCUGCGGUUAACGAAUUCUACGGGAUCCUUGCCGGGACUGGAAAAGUUUACGCCGGAACAACUAUUUUUCGUUGGCGUUAGCACGGCCUGGUGUGAAACGCGAUCGAAAAAUGACUACCGGUUGAAACUACUGACUAGUACGCACGGCAUACCGAAAUUCCGCAUCAACGGUGCGAUGUCUAAUAUGCCAGAAUUUGCCGAAGCCUUUAACUGCACCAUUGGUUCCCCUAUGAAUCCAAAAAAGAAAAACGGAGUAUGGAAAAAAACCAAUACGCUGGCACGAAUAUCCUUAGGCACUUCAGCUAAAACUGACCAAGACAAGUCAUACACCUCAUUAGCACCUCAUCGCUUAAUACCAGUACUCGUAGUCAUUGCUAGAACGGCGAGAAGAGAUUGUCGCAGAAUGUCGACUAUAAGUUGGUUGAUGUUGGUAUUAAUAUUUCCUACUGUGUUCUGUGAUACGCAAAGCUUCAACACAGCGGGUAUACUCUAUAAUGGAACCUUUGCAUCGGAGGCUUGCCAAGCCGAUGUUUGCCAACUGAAAGCCCAAGAUAUAAAGGACAGUGUGAAUACAUCAGCCAAUCCGUGCGAUGAUUUCUACGCAUACGCCUGCGGAAAGUAUAUAGCCAACCAUAAACCACCGGCGUUUUAUUUUAUUGAUUCGCUCUCUCCAAGAGUAACGAAAGCAAAGCUAGACAUACUCAACUCAACGGAAGCCACGAAUUUUUAUGCUGGGACCACCGCAAGAAGGGUCUAUGCACAAUGCACCGAUGAUGAGCAACGCGAAAAGCUAGGCACCAGACCGUUACUGGACACACUAGACCGCCUGAUCGGAGGCUGGCCGCUGUUACAGAAAAACUGGUCGGCGAAUGCCUCGUUGAACUCGAUUUUCGUUUCCGCUUUCUACUCUCAGCAGCCGAUUCUGUUGAGAAUCUCUGUGGAGAACAGCUUGUAUGAUGCUUCCAAGUACUGGAUCGAAAUUGACGAGCCCACAGAAAUAUACAGCCGUGACGUCCUAUCCAGUGAUCGAGGCGAGGGGUACACUAAGGAGUACCUGGAUUGGGUGACGGCAAUCGCAACGGAUUUAGCAAGCGAUGCCAAUUCGUCAGUUAAUUUGAACAGCAGAGAAUUUCAGAAAGAUGUAACGAGUAUCGUGGGUUUCGGCCGGACAAUCAUCUUGGCCAAGAAGACCGCAGAACAGAAAACAGAUUUAACAGACAAUAAAGCAGAGACAACCUUAGGAGAACUACAGAGAGCGAAAAACUUUCAGUCGGCACUGUUAUCCAAUUUCACGGAUUUUGUGCGGACUCUUUUUAUCCGAGCCAACAUAUCGCAUUUGAUCACGGAUGAAACGCCGGUGGUUGCUAUGAGCCCGAAUUAUCUAACGAAAGUCGAUGAGAAACUGCGCGAACUGUAAAGUGCCGGGGCGGAUGGUAAGCGCCGUCUGGCUAACUAUAUCGGCUGGAAGAUUAUCGCGGGCAACCGCGAUUGGCUGCCGAAAAAGUACCGGACAAAAUUCACUGGUGACACCCAGAGCCUGUGCAUGCAGUAUGUCACCAGCACGAUGCCAUUGGCGAUCAAUGAGAUGUACGCCAAAUACCUCAACACGUCGGAUAUUAUCUCAGAAAAGGCGACGAUAUUUGCCAGGUAUCUGCAAAGCAGUCUGACCGAUUUGUUAGCUGAAACUCCGUGGCUGGAUAAUGCAACGCGAUCGUACGCGCAGGAAAAAAUGCGCAACAUACAGUUCAUGGUUAGCUAUCGAUCCAAGCCGGAAAUUCGUCAGCGCAUUGAUGACCUUUACAAAAAUAUUGAAGUACGCGCGAAUUUUUUCGAGACUCUCCAAGCUGUAACCGAAAGCGGAACCAUCCGAAAUAUGGCCAAACUGGCUACUAUGUGGCACCGUGAUGAUCCCCUUGACAAUGCCUAUGAUAACACACAGAUUUAUGCCGCUUAUGAGCCGGUGACGAACACCUUAUACAAUCCUCUGUCCAUACUACAAAUGCCACUGUUCUAUCGAGAUGUACCGGAAGCUGUCAUAUAUGGAGCAACAGGCUUCACCGUAGGCCACGAAUUCACGCAUGGUUUUGACACGCAAGGUUCACUAUUUGGAAAGCUGGGCGGCUUGACGUCGUGGUGGUCAAACGAGACAUUAGCGGUGUACAAAGAACGGGCGAAGUCCUUAAUUGACCAGUACAACCGUUACUCACUGGAUGUCGGGUCGGUUAACGGGCAACUGACGCUGACAGAGAACAUUGCGGAUAAUGGUGGACUGAAGGUUGCUUUUAAGGCAUUGCGUAAAGCGCUCCAGUCAGUGAACACCACUGCUUCGCUUCCGGGAUUAGAGCAUUUCACAGCGGAACAGCUAUUCUUCCUUUCCACGGCAACGGCAUGGUGUGAGAUCCGAACAGGCGAAUCCUACCGGAUGAAACUGCUGACCAGUGUACAUGCUGUGCCUCAAUUCUGCAUCAAUGGGGCUAUGUCAAACAUGCCCGAAUUUGCUCAGGCUUUCGGUUGUCCUUUGGGAUCGUACAUGAAUCCGCAAAAGAAGAACGGAGUUUGGUAAUAACAUUAGCCACGAAUUGGUAUCAACUCACGAUGCCCAUCAUUUGUUUUGAAGCCUCUCCUUUGUCUGUUUUAUCCCGAGCCCUUUACUUUCGUUAGUGUUUUUACACAAGUGCUUAGUAAUACUGUAAAACAGGACAAAAAUCG